Messenger RNA from Nerophis ophidion (straightnose pipefish), 1310 nucleotides. Its product is annotated as sarcoplasmic reticulum histidine-rich calcium-binding protein. Gene Ontology annotation, molecular function: calcium ion binding. The record is from RefSeq and is a predicted model, not a curated record. Lineage: Eukaryota; Metazoa; Chordata; Actinopteri; Syngnathiformes; Syngnathidae. The transcript is spliced from 6 exons. The coding region runs from base 126 to 974 and encodes 282 amino acids.
UGUCACUCACCUGCUCACCCACUUGUUUUUCCACUGUGUCCUCUGGUCCAGAGCUGGCUCAGACUCUUCUGACCGCCUCACCUCCAGCUCCUACUCCACAAACCUCUCCCGGUCUCUCUGCCAAAAUGGCGGGUGUGACGGUUCUAGUCCUGAUGCUGUUGCUUUGCCCGUCCCUGGCGCCACUGUGUGGCCUGGUGCGGGCUCAAGACCCCUUGGGGGACCACGAUAGAGUUGAGGAGGCGUUUGCAGAUGGAGAUGAUGCUGGGGGAGAGGAGCAGGGGGAAGCGGUAGUGGAGGAUGAUAGAGCUGCAAGUGAUGAACAUGAAGAGGAAGACGAGGAGGUGGAGGAGGAGGAAGAAGAAGAAGAUGAGGGGAUAGAGGAAAACAUUGAAGAAGAAAAGAGUGAGGAAGAGGAAACCACUGAGGAAGAAGAGCUGGAAGAGGACCCCAAUCUGGAAGAGGAGACGGUACAGGAAGAGACCCCCGAUGACGAGGAGACUGAUGACGAGGAAGCUCCUGAGGAUGUGGACGCCGAAGAAGAAGAAGGAGAAGAAGACGACGACGAGGGAAGGGAACGAGAGGCAGAGGAGGAAGCAGAAUCGGUAGAAGAAGAGACGCAGGAGGAGGAGCUAGCGGCUGAGGAAGAGGAUGGUGAGGACAUGGAUGAAGAGCAGGAGUCUGAGGAGGAGGAAGAGGAGAAUGAUGAAGACAAAGAUGAUGACUCGGCCGAAACCGACACACAGCACUUCCAUUCAGGCUCUCUGUGCAGUGUUUGCUCCAUCUGCGAGCAUUGUUCCAGCCUCUGCGACAAGUGUCCAUGUGAGGAGGGCGACGAAUCGUCUCACUGCGAUCGCUGUCAAGAAUGCUCUUCUUGCUACCUUUGCCCCAUACUGUGUGACACCGUCUGCACGCCAGGUGGUCUUGUUGAUGAGCUUACAGCCUCCAUCUUUCAGACUGUGGCCUCUUUACUGUAAUCACACUUGUCAGAUUUGACCAGGACAUGGUGACCCCCCCUGUGGUGAGAUCAGGUGUGCGUUGGUCAGGACGGGAGUUGUCCAGCGACACAUUGUGGAGCAGCAGCCACAAUAUCAUGAAAAUGUCCCGUUAAUGAAACAAAUUAAACUACCUAUUGGACAUUUCCUUUGACAAUUGCUAUACUUACUCAGAUAUGCAAAUGCUGUUUGUGGCUUUGUUUUUUUUGUUUUUUUAAAUACAUUUUUUUCAGUGCCAGUGCUAAAUCAGUACCAGUUCCUCUUGAAAGACAAAUGUUUGACUUGUGUCUGUGCAGAAUAAAACAUGUUUCUUGUUUA